UUUUAUCGCUUAAAUAUUGUUUUUCUUUUCUUUUUGUGUGUAUAAUUAACCUCUGGCGAUUGUUUGACGAAGAACACAGAAAUUUUACUGCAAUGGCAUACGUCGAAGGAGGUGUGGUUAAAGCAAAACGAUCAAUAUGGAGAAUAAGAACAAUCAAGGAUUUCUUCUGGUCAAUAAUCAAUCUGAUACACGUCUUCUUUAUAACAAUGUUCUCGAUGGAGAAAUCAGAUGCGUACAGGAAAGGCUCCGGCGCUAACAAGAAGUGGGAUGGUGGCAGUGGUGGUGGUGGAGGUGGCGGUGGACGUCCUGGACCUCCUCGUGGGGGCCUUGACAAUGUGCGUGGCUUGAAUGAUAUCCGUGGAGCUGACCACAAUUCCCUACCGGCAUGUGGCUCGUGCUGUGGCUGAGACUUCUUUGUUCGGAGCGCUCAAGAAUAAACGAAGGGAUAAUACAUAUGUAGUGUUGAAAUGAUGAUUUGUAUUUUCAGAAAGCAAUGAACCAAGAUUCUGGUAUAUUCGUAUGUGCUUUUCUAAUCAAGCUUUGUAUAUUUAGACACUGGGAACAUUUGAAGUUGGAAACUCACCUUUAGUAAUUAUUGUAACGACAACAAUUGCUACUAAAAAUUGAAUAUAAGUUUGAUAUUACA
Molecule: messenger RNA, 646 nt
Organism: Eutrema salsugineum
Lineage: Eukaryota; Viridiplantae; Streptophyta; Magnoliopsida; Brassicales; Brassicaceae
Product: glycine-rich selenoprotein
Exons: 4
Coding region: 93-407 (104 amino acids)
Biological process (GO): calcium ion transport; endoplasmic reticulum calcium ion homeostasis
Cellular component (GO): endoplasmic reticulum membrane; Golgi apparatus
Source: RefSeq, a predicted model, not a curated record